AUGGUCCCCGGUGCCACCUUCGCCCGCGGCCCCGCUGUCCCCGCGCUGUCCCCGCUGCCCUUCCUCCUCCUCCUCCUCCUCCUGCUGGUGCCCUGCCCGCUGCCCUCGCUGGCCGCCACCUUCAAGGUGGCCGUGCUGGGCCCCUGGAGCUGCGACCCGCUGCUGGCGCGGGCGCUGCCCGAGGUGGCCUCGCGCCUGGCGGUGGCGCGGCUCAACCGCGACCCGGCGCUGACCGCCGGCUACUGGUGGGACGCCGUGGUGCUGCCCGAGGCCUGCGCCACGCCGCAGGCCGUGGCCGGAGUGGUCAGCGCCGAGCGCUACGGCAGCGCCAUCGUGGGCCCGCUGAACCCCGCGGCCUGCGGCGCCGCCGGGCUGCUGGCCGCCGCCUGGAACAAGCCCCUGGUGUCGUGGGCGUGCGGCGCGGCCGGAGCGGCCGGAGCGGUCACUCUGGUCAGGCCGCUGCCCGCGCCGGCCGGCGUGCUGCACGCCGUGCUGCGCUACUUCCGCUGGGCGCACGUGGCCGUGGUGGCCGCGCCGCAGGACCUGUGGGUGGACACCGGGCACGAGGUGGCCAGGGAGCUGAGGGCCAGGGGGCUGCCGGUCAGCGUGGUCACCGUGGCCGGAGAGGAGGAGGAGGAGGCCGAGCAGGCGCUGAGGAGGGUCCAGAGGGCGGACGGGGUCAGAGUGGUGCUGAUGUGCAUGCACUCCGUGCUGCUGGGCGGCCGCGAGCAGAAGGUUCUCCUGGAGAAGGCCGAGGACCUGGGCAUGACGGACGGCACCUUCGUCUUCGUGCCGUACGACGCGCUGACCUUCGCGCUGCCCUACCGCCGCGUGCCCUACCCCGUGCUGGCCAACAACACCAAGCUGCGCCUGGCCUACGACGCCGUGCUGACCAUCACCAUCGACUCGCCCGACGCCUCCUUCCACGAGGCCCUGGAGGAGGCCAAGGCCGCCUACGAGGUCCCCGCCAACCUCGACCCCGCCGAGGUCCACCCGCUCUUCUCCACCAUCUACAACUCCAUCUACUUCCUGGCCACGGCGGUGGAGGCGGCGCGCCGCAGCGGCCGCUGGGUGAUGGGCACCAGCGUGGCCGACCACGCCCGCGACUUCCAGCUCCAGGGCUUCUGCCAGACCUUCACCGUGGACCAGGACGGCGACGUCUCGGUGCCCUACGUGGUGCUGGACACGGACGGCAAGGGCCACCACCUGUGGGCGGUCUACGGGCUGGAGCCGGGCACGCGCGGCCUCAGCUACCGCAGCCACAGCCCCCACUGGCCCCACAGCGCCAGCCCGGCCACCGACGCCGGCUGCUGGUUCGACUCGGGCGCCAUCUGCAACGGCGGGAUGGACGCCGGCUUCGUCUUCUUCCUCUUCCUCCUCAUCGCCACCCUCGUCGCGGCCGGCGCCGCCCUGGCCUGCCACAUCAGGCGCCGUCUGCAGCAGGCCCAGCUCAUGAAGGGCCCCAACAAAAUCAUCCUGACCAUGGAGGACCUGACCUUCAUCAACACGCAGAGCAGCAGACAGGUGGACAGCAGCCACGCCAGCCUGGCCGGGCAGAGCGGCGGUGACGCCCGCAGCGCCCACGGCGCCCCCGGGCCCGACACCACCAACGUGGCCGUGGCCGAGGUGAGACCACGCCCACCUUCCUCCUGCAACAACAACCUGCCCCUGCUGCUGCUGCUCUUUAACCAGCAGGGCCUUGUCGCCUCCGUGCAGGGUGACUGGGUGUGGCUGAAGAAGUUCCCGGGGGAGCAGCACACGGAGGUGAAACCGGCCACCAAGCUGGCCUUCUGCAAGCUGCGGGACCUGCGUCACGAGAACGUGAACCUGUUCCUGGGCUUCUUCCACGACUGUGGCAUCUUCGCCAUCGUGUCGGAGCACUGCUCGCGCGGCAGCCUCGAGGACCUGCUGCGCAACGAGGACAUGAAGCUCGACUGGAUGUUCAAGUCCUCCCUCCUCAUCGACCUCAUCAAGGGCGUGCGGUACCUGCACCACCGCGACGUGGUGCACGGGCGGCUCAAGUCGCGGAACUGCGUGGUGGACGGGCGCUUCGUGCUCAAGGUCACCGACCACGGCUACAACCAACUGCUGGAGGCGCAGCGCGUGCCGGCCCCGCCCCCGCAGCCCCACGAGCGGCUGUGGACGGCGCCGGAGCUGCUGCGGGACGAGGCCCUGGAGCGCCGCGGCUCCUUCCGCGGCGACGUCUACGGCAUCGGCAUCAUCAUGCAGGAGGUGAUCUGCAGGAGCCCGCCCUACUGCAUGCUGGGGCUGCCCCCCGAAGAGAUCAUCGAGAAGGUGCAGCGGCCGCCGCCCCUGUGCCGCCCCGCGGUGUCGGCCGACCAGGCGCCGCUGGAGUGCAUCCACCUGAUGAAGGAGUGCUGGAGCGAGCAGCCCGAGAAGAGACCCACCAUCGACCAGGUCUUCGACCAGUUCAAGGGCAUCAACAAGGGCCGCAAGACCAACAUCAUCGACUCGAUGCUGCGCAUGCUGGAGCAGUACAGCAGCAACCUGGAGGACCUGAUCCGCGAGCGCACCGAGGAGCUCGAGAUCGAGAAGCAGAAGACCGACAAGCUGCUGACCCAGAUGCUGCCGCCGUCGGUGGCCGAGGCGCUGAAGAUGGGGACGCCGGUGGAGCCCGAGUACUUCGAGGAGGUGACGCUGUACUUCAGCGACAUCGUGGGCUUCACCACCAUCUCGGCCAUGAGCGAGCCCAUCGAGGUGGUGGACCUGCUCAACGACCUCUACACGCUCUUCGACGCCAUCAUCGGCUCCCACGACGUCUACAAGGUGGAGACCAUCGGCGACGCCUACAUGGUGGCCUCGGGGCUGCCCAAGCGCAACGGCAACCGGCACGCCGGCGAGAUCGCCAACAUGUCGCUGGACAUCCUCAGCUCCGUGGGCACCUUCAAGAUGCGCCACAUGCCCGAGGUGCCCGUGCGCAUCCGCAUCGGGCUGCACUCGGGGCCGUGCGUGGCGGGCGUGGUGGGGCUGACGAUGCCGCGGUACUGCCUGUUCGGGGACACCGUCAACACCGCGUCACGCAUGGAGUCCACGGGCCUGCCCUAUCGCAUCCACGUGAACCAGCGCACGGUGGCCAUCCUGCUCUCGCUGCAGGAGGGCUUCAAGGUCGACAUCCGCGGCAAGACCGAGCUCAAGGGUAAGGGCGUGGAGGACACCUACUGGCUCGUGGGCCGCGAGGGAUUCACCAAACCCAUCCCCACCCCCCCCGACCUCCUGCCGGGCGCGAGCAACCACGGGCUGAGCCUGGACGAGAUCCCGGCCGAGCGGCGCCGCAAGCUCGAGAAGGCGCGGCCGGGGCAGGGCGCUGAAAUAGCCCCGCCCACCAGGUCAGCAGACCCCGCCCACUGCCGCAAACCCCGCCACCGGGUGAGCAGGGACAGAAACCCCGCCCACCAGGUGAGCAGGCCACGCCCACCGCCACAAACCCCGCCCCCACCACAAGCCCCGCCCACCAGGUGA
Passer domesticus (house sparrow) is the source of this 3480-nucleotide messenger RNA. RefSeq names its product retinal guanylyl cyclase 1-like. Lineage: Eukaryota; Metazoa; Chordata; Aves; Passeriformes; Passeridae. Gene Ontology annotation, biological process: cGMP biosynthetic process; intracellular signal transduction; protein phosphorylation. Gene Ontology annotation, molecular function: ATP binding; adenylate cyclase activity; protein kinase activity. The record is from RefSeq and is a predicted model, not a curated record. Gene Ontology annotation, cellular component: plasma membrane.